Molecule: messenger RNA, 3542 nt
Organism: Physella acuta
Lineage: Eukaryota; Metazoa; Mollusca; Gastropoda; Physidae
Product: annexin-B12-like
Cellular component (GO): plasma membrane; nucleus; cytoplasm
Molecular function (GO): phosphatidylserine binding; calcium-dependent phospholipid binding; calcium ion binding
Source: RefSeq, a predicted model, not a curated record
UUGUAUUAAAAUCUACUUCCGGAUUUGUGUGUACACAGUAAACUAAAAAUAUCUAGCCUAAGCCUAGCUUUAGCUUGCUUAUUCAUUAUUUCAUGAACCAGUUUUGGUAGGCUGUGUAGGAAAAUCCGUAUUGCAUAAUUCCACAGGCUGAUUUUAUAGAAAAAACAAACCAUGAGUUACCCUCCAUAUGGUGGUGGCUACCCCCCUCAGCAACCCGGCGGAUAUCCAGCUCCGGGUGGAUAUGGAGGUGGACCUGGUUAUCCACAGCCUGGAGGCUACCCUCCUGCCGGUGGUAUGGGUAUGCCAACCCCUGAAUCUGCUUCUGCUGCUGCAUAUGGUAGUGCCCCUGGUGGUCUCCCAUAUGCUCCACAACCAGGUGGAGCACCAGGCUCUAUAGGUUUUAAUAGUGGCUACCCAGCCCAGCCUGGCUAUCAGCAGCAACCAGCUAGUGGAUAUCCAGCUCAGGGCUACAAUCCACCCCCACCCGGUGGAUACGGUGGAGCAGCUCCACCUUACGGACAGACACAGGGUUCGGCUCCCCCACCAAGUCAGUAUGGAGCCGGAGUCGGAGGUCCAGCCCCGGGGUACGGCGCCCCUCCCGCUGCCGGCUAUGGUGCCCCGCCCGCACAGGCGGGUCAGUACGGCGCCCCCGCAUCACAGCCUGGCGGGUAUGGAGCACCUCCUGCGGGAGGCUAUGGCGCACCACCCGCGGGGGGUUACGGUGCACCCCCAGCAGCAGGGUAUGGUGCCCCGGCCGGUCAGCCUGCUGGGCAGUAUGGUGGUUAUGGGGCUCCCGGUCAAGGUCAGGGUCAAUACGGAGGAGCAGGGGGAAAUUAUGGCAAUGUUCCAGGGCCUGCAUCUUAUAAAAUAUAUGAGGAAGGAACUUUGAAGCCAUUCCCAAAUUUUAACGUAGAACAGGACGUUCAAAUACUGAGAAAGGCAAUGAAGGGUUUAGGAACUGAUGAGAAAGCUAUCAUAGAUGUCCUGGGUAACCGCUCAAAUGACCAGAGACAGAAGAUAAAGCUGAUGUACAAAACUUGUUUUGGUCGGGAUCUAGUGAGUGACCUGAAGAGUGAGCUUGGUGGCAGGUUUGAAGACGCCUCUGUGGCGCUAAUGAUGCGACCUGAUGAACUUGAUGCCUAUGAGCUUCGCCGCGCAAUGCGAGGUGCUGGUACAGAUGAGGCAGCUCUGAUAGAAAUCCUCUGCACCAGAACAAAUGACCAGAUCCAUGCAAUAACAGCUACAUACAAACUCAUGUAUGGAAGAAAGCUCGAGGAUGACAUCAUUAGUGAGACAUCUGGACACUUCAGGAAGUUGCUGGUCUCUAUGUCUGUGGGAGGCAGACAAGAAAAUAUGCCAGUUGAUAUCAACAAAGCCAGAACUGAUGCACAGCGACUGUACCAGGCUGGUGAGAAGAGAUGGGGAACAGAUGAGAACACAUUCAACAUGAUCCUGGCCUCUCAGAGCUACGAGCAGUGCAGGGCUGUGUUUGACGAGUACAGCCGCAUCUCCAAGCAUGACAUAGAGCAGGCCAUUAGGAAUGAGAUGUCUGGAGAUGUGGCAACAGGGAUGUUAACAAUAAUUCGUAUGAUUAGAAGCAAGCAUGGGUAUUUUGCUGAACGUCUCCACCAAUCAAUGAAGGGUCUGGGUACAGACGACAGGACUUUGAUACGCAUCAUAGUGUCCAGGUGUGAGGUGGACAUGAAGCAGAUCAGGGAUGAAUUCCAGAAAAGAUUUGGGCAGAGUCUUGAUGCUUUUGUGCGGGGUGAUCUAUCUGGUGACUACCGCACAUUGAUGCUGGCUCUAAUCACCCCUCACUAACGGAAGUUUCUCUUGGUGACGUGUCUGGAGACUACCGUAUGUUGAUGCUGGCUUUAAUCACCCCUCAUUAAUCGAUGUCAGGCUGCAAAGAAAAUAGAUCAUCAGAGUCUAGAAGGGUUUUUUAAUCAUUUUGACUGGAGCAUUUUCGUUGAAGAAUGCCAACACAAUUAUACAAGUGAACUUUAUUUACCAGUUUUUAAUCUAUAUUUUCAUAUAUGCAAAUUUCUGAGUUUGUUUAAUCCAUGCGUAGAUUCUGUAUGGUAAUAAAUGUUUUGUUGUUUUAAUUAUGGUGUCAUCAUAUUUUUUUUUGUAAAAUUAGAUGUAACUUUUUUUGGCUAUUUUUAAAAUUUGCUAACUAAUUUUAAAAUUAUAUUUUACUUGAGAAAGAUAGGGCAGGGAUGAUAAUGAUGAAUUAUGUUUUUGUUGCCUGUAGACAUUUAAAAAAAUUAUUUUUAAAAUUAUUAAAAUUAUUUUCACAAUUAUUGUUGGUAGAAAUUGGGAAAAAAAGAUUUUAACAUAGUUAUCUACCUUGAACCUUGCAACAUAUCUUACUUGGCUAGCUGGGUUUAGCAGCUGGAAGGAUCUAGAAUGGCAGGGUCACAAGUGUCAACAAUGGUAGAACUUCUUGAAGCCAACCAAUGUCAAUUGGCUAGCUGGGUUUAGCAGCUGGAAGGAUCUAGAAUGGCAGGGUCACAAGUGUUAACAAUGGUAGAACUUCUUGAAACCAACCAAUUUCAGUUGGCUAGCUGGGUUUAGCAGCUGGAAGAAUCUAGAAUGGCAGGGUCACAAGUGUUAACAAUGGUAGAACUUCUUGAAGCCAACCAAUGACAGUUGGCUAAGCUGGGUGUGUUUUUUAAUCCGAGAUCUCAAGGGAGUUGCAGUGUAUUUUAUUAGAUUUAGUAUCCCUCUUCGUUUACAAUUUCAAAUUAUUUCCUGAUAUUUUUACAUAACUUAACUAACCAACACUUAAUGAACAAUGCAAAAAAAACAAACAAAUCCAUUUAAUUAAACUAAUGGAUAGAAAGCAAAGAAGCGCAUAAAUAUUUUUUUGACUAAUGGCUUAGUUUUUAAAAAUAAUUUAUUAAUAUAAGUGAAAUCUUCAACAAUUGUGAUCCUCAUCUUUUUACAUUUAUUUGUUUUGUCUAUUUUUGCUACAAUCACAUUUAUUCAAUGCUUUUGUUCUAUUUAAUCCAACCAUUAGAAGCUCAAUGUGUGCUUGAAUGUUCUACUCCAUGUCAACUAUACUAUUCUCCGACACGGUCUUCAGAUAAUGUUUUCCUUUAUACUUAUUUGUACUGUAUGUUAAAUUAAAUUAAUCAUAUAAUAACCCUUUUAAAAUUAAUGUUGUAUAUGCUAUAUAAUAUCAGAUAUAUUCAAUACUUUUUCAUCUAAAAUUAUUUUCUUGCUCCCAAAAAUUAUUCAUAACAUUAAAUAAAUUUCUUACUGUUAGGUGUUAUUACUUCCAAGUUUUAAAUGUUAAAAUUCUGUUAUGUGAUGUAGUGUAGUUGAAACAUUUCUUUUUUUAGUGCCUUGCCAACUAUUUCCAAUGAACUAGGUUUGGUUGUAUGGAGAAACAGUUUCCUUAAAGGCUGUGUAAUGUUUAUUUUGAUUAUUGUUGUUGAGUGAUUGCUUAAGGAGGUGAACUUAGAUAUUCAAUCUUUGUAGCUUGUGUAAUCCAAGAUUAUUUUUUAAUUUAGUUGAAAUAAAUUAUAAUAAUUCUG